Messenger RNA from Phragmites australis (common reed), 1606 nucleotides. RefSeq names its product syntaxin-121-like. Gene Ontology annotation, biological process: intracellular protein transport; vesicle fusion; exocytosis. Lineage: Eukaryota; Viridiplantae; Streptophyta; Magnoliopsida; Poales; Poaceae. The record is from RefSeq and is a predicted model, not a curated record. The transcript has a single exon. Gene Ontology annotation, cellular component: endomembrane system; SNARE complex; plasma membrane. Gene Ontology annotation, molecular function: SNAP receptor activity; SNARE binding. The coding region runs from base 496 to 1425 and encodes 309 amino acids.
CCAUGUCAUGUUCAUCUAGUGAAAAGCUUUUCUCACUGUGCAGCAAGCAGCUGGUCAGCUGCGUGGUGGACGUUGGAUUCCCAACUACACCACCGCGUGAUCCCCUGAUCCGGCGACCGAGCGCCGCGCCCGAGGGGGACCUGGAGGCGAACUGGCGUAGCCAUCGUCGUACAUGUCCGCCGCCUCUCCUUCCUCCCACCUUCCUCCCGCGUCGCCAUUUCAGAGCAGCGCGCCGCGCGCACACGGUAUCCUCACGCACAGCCCGUCACAUCGCAUCCCUCCCCAACCCGACGCCGACUCCUUCAACUCCGCGUCUUCCCUUUGCACGAUUGAUUGCAUCUCUUAUCUCCUUGUCCAACUACACGUGGUGUAUAUUUCUUCUCCCGAUCCAAGAAACCGGCCAACCGAGCGAACUCCAAGAAACCAUUUUGAUCGAGGAGGAGUGGAGGACGAAGGCCACCAGAGCAGAGCAGCCCGAUCCAAGAACCAGCCGCCAUGAACAACUUGUUCUCUAGCUCAUGGAAGCGCGUCGGCGGCGGCGGGGACAUCGAGUCCGGCGAGGGCGUGGAGAUGUCCGCGCCGCCGGGGGCCGCGGCGGGGGCGAGCCUCGACAAGUUCUUCGAUGACGUGGAGUCCAUCAAGGACGAGCUCCGCGACCUGGAGCGCAUCCAACGCUCGCUCCACGACGCCAACGAGGGGGGCAAGUCGCUGCACGACGCGGCGGCGGUGCGCGAGCUCCGUGCGCGGAUGGACGCGGACGUGGGCGCGGCGAUUAGGAAGGCCAAGGUGGUGAAGCUCCGGCUGGAGUCGCUGGACCGCGCCAACGCGGCCAAUCGGUCGGUGCCCGGGUGUGGGCCGGGAUCCUCCACGGAUCGCACGCGGACCUCCGUCGUCGCUGGGCUCCGCAAGAAGCUCCGGGACUCGAUGGAGGUCUUCUCCUCGCUCCGGUCCCGCAUCGCCUCCGAGUACCGCGACACGGUGGCGCGGCGCUACUUCACGGUGACGGGGUCCCAGCCCGACGAGGCGACCCUGGACUCGCUGGCGGAGUCCGGCGAGGGGGAGCUGUUCCUGCAGCGCGCGAUCGCGGAGCAGGGCCGCGGGGAGGUGCUGGGCGUGGUGGCCGAGAUCCAGGAGCGGCACGGCGCGGUGGCGGAGCUGGAGCGCAGCCUGCUGGAGCUGCAGCAGGUGUUCAACGACAUGGCGGUGCUGGUGGCGGCGCAGGGGGAGCAGCUGGACGACAUCGAGGGUAACGUCGGGCGCGCGCGCUCCUUCGUCGACCGCGGCCGCGAGCAACUGCAGGUGGCGCGGAAGGACCAGAAGAGCACGCGCAAGUGGACGUGCAUCGCGAUCCUCAUCCUGCUCGUCAUCAUACUCGUCAUCGUCCUGCCCAUCGUGCUCAAGAACGUCAACAACAACAAGAACUAGCACCCUAUCCUUCUUCGUGAUCUGGUUAUGUUGUUUGUGGAUACACCGGAAGAUUAUCAUUUUUUUUCAACUCAUUCUUUUUGCACUAGUUUUCUUUUUUUUUUUCUCUGCCGUUUGUACUAUAUGGCUAGUUGAUCCGAUCGACUUGAUGGUUAUAUUUAUCGGUGUUUUUUUCCGCUAA